Fragaria vesca subsp. vesca is the source of this 411-nucleotide messenger RNA. RefSeq names its product antifungal protein ginkbilobin-2-like. NCBI's taxonomy places the organism in Eukaryota, Viridiplantae, Streptophyta, Magnoliopsida, Rosales, Rosaceae. The coding region runs from base 1 to 411 and encodes 136 amino acids. Gene Ontology annotation, cellular component: plasmodesma. The record is from RefSeq and is a predicted model, not a curated record. The transcript has a single exon.
AUGGGUGUUCUUCUUCAUCAUCUCAACAUUGCAGUCACUGUAAUCUCAUUCUUUGCGUUCUCCACUGUGAUCAGAGGCGUUCCGGAUACAAAUAUAUCGAGUGUUCUGUGCAACCAAGGUGUGUAUACUUCUGGUGAUCCUUUUGCUAUAAGCCUUGCCUAUAUUCUUCAAGAACUGGAGACUGCAACAUCAGCACAGAAGAACUAUGAUUACUAUGACAUAUCUCCAUACCCUAAUGCUUUUGCUUACGGCCAUGCUUCUUGCAACCCGAAUAUGACGAGCUCAGACUGCACUACUUGCCUCGGUGCUGCGAAAACCGAUAUGUUAGCUACUUGUCAGAGCAAUAUAGGGGGUCGUGCUGUUCUCGGUGACUGUUCAAUCAGGUAUGAGCAAUACCCUUUCACUGAAUGA